CUUCAUUAAAGUUUUGUUUUUAUUACAACCUUUUAAUUAAAAAAUAAAUACCUACCUAUUGGAAUGUCGAUGAAAAAGGUUUUCAAAAUUCAUCUUUACUAGGCAAUAAUUGCUUAUACAAUAUAAAAAUACAAUCUUUUGUUUGGAUUUUUUUAAAGAAAAAAAUUGUUAUGGUUUCACUUCAAAAGCCAAAAUUUUUAAAACCGGUUGAUGACAGUUUCUUUGUAUCAGAUAGAGAUCUUCAACCAACUGAUGACAAAAUUACUACAUUUGUGUAUAAUGCGAAUUAUUCACUAGCCUUAGAUGCGCAACGCGAGCAACUUCCUAUUAGGAAAUAUCGUGAUCAUAUAUUAUAUUGCUUAGAAAAUUAUCAGGUGCUAAUUUUAGUUGGUGAAACUGGUUGCGGUAAAAGUACGCAAGUGCCACAGUAUUUAUAUGAACAUGGCUGGCACUUAAAGGGUCUAAUAGGUAUUACACAGCCCCGACAGAUCUCAGCUAUAACCUUAGCUAAUCGUGUAGCAGAGGAGAGAGGUGAAGUAAUUGGAGAAACAGUUGGAGUUAUUGUGCGUUUUAUUGAAAGAUUUAGUGAAAAUACAAAAAUUAAGUUCAUGACCGAAGGAAUUCUUCUUCGGGAAAUGCUCGCAGAUCCGUUGCUAUCAAGCUAUGCAGUUUUAAUAAUUGAUGAAGCACAUGAACGAAAUAACUUAACCGAUAUUACGCUAGGAUUAUUGAAAAAGAUUUUAAGAAAAAGAAAAGAUUUGAAAAUUGUAAUAUCAUCGGCUACUAUAGAUGCAGAAUUUUUCAAAAAGUUUUUUGAUUCAACAUUGAAAAUUUCAAAAGAAAUAACAAAAAUUUUAUCAGUCGAAGGACGAGUUUACCCUGUGAAUAUUUUCUAUCUAAAAAAACCGACUCCUGAUUAUGUAAAGGAAACUAUGGAUACCGUAUUAAAAAUUCACGAUAAAGAGCCGCUUGGGGACGUAUUAGCAUUUUUGACGGGACAAGAAGAAGUAUUACGAUGCGUGGAUUUAUUGAAAAGUUAUCAAGAAAGUCGUAAGCUAAGCGAUUUACAUAUACUACCUCUAUAUGGUACUCUACCAAACAAUGAUCAAUUAAAAGUUUUCUGGCAUAGUGGUAAAAACGUCCGAAAGGUUAUAAUCGCUACAAAUAUUGCAGAAACUUCUGUAACAAUUCCGAGAAUUGUUUACGUUAUUGAUUGUGGAUUUGUGAAAAUUAAAUACUAUAAUGCCGAAAGCCAAACAGAUAGUUUAGUAAUAGUACCAGUCAGUAAGGCUGCAGCACAACAAAGAUCAGGCAGAGCAGGUCGUGUUCGACAUGGUAAAGUAUAUCGUCUUUACACGGAAGAAGGUUUUAAUAAUUUACCUGAUCAAACGACACCGGAAAUUCAGCGAACUGAUUUGAGCUCAGGAUUAUUGUUCUUGAAAGCACUUGGUGUUGACAAUAUUUUAAGAUUUGAUUUCCCUUCGCCACCUUCAUCUAAAAAUAUAUUAGCAGCUUUAGAAACUCUUUACGCAUUAGGUAUUAUAGAUAAGCAAGGAAAUUUAACAAAAAAUAUUGGGUAUUUAUUGGCUGAAAUGCCCUUUAGUCCUAUGAUUGGAAAAAUGCUUUAUAUUGCUAGUCAAAUGGGUUGUUCUGAUGAAAUUCUGUCUAUAGUGGCAAUGCUUCAAGUAAAAUCGGUUUUCUCGACGCCAGUUACAGGACAAGGUCAAAUAAAAGCCCGAGUUCAAAAACGUAACUUUGAAGUUUCUGAAGGAGAUUUGAUAACAUCGCUAAAUGUGUACACAGCAUUUGUUGAAUAUGGCCAAACCAAAGAGUUUUGUGGACAAAAUUAUCUUAUAUAUAAAAAUUUGAAAAGGGCAUAUGAAUUACGAUCACAAUUACGAGGAUUAAUUGAAAAAAAAUUAGGAUUACCAAUAAUUUCAUGCAAUGGAAAUGUUGAAACCAUUUGCAGAUGUAUAACAGCUGGGUUCUUCCAAAAUGCCGCAUAUUUACAUCAUUCUGGCAAAUAUAAAACUAUUAAAGGCAAUGUAGAAAUUCACAUCCAUCCCACGUCAACUUUAUACACCUUGAAACAACCACAAUUUGUAGUAUUUUGCGAUCUAAUGCAUACUACGAAAUUAUUUAUGAAAGAUUUGACUGUCGUCCAAGAACAAUGGUUGACAGAACUAGCUUCACAUUAUUAUCAAAAAGGCGCAAGCAAAGACAAUUAAAUUAAUUGUACAUUGUGAUUUUGCUUGUUAAACAAUUGCAUUUAAAAAUAUAAUAAUAUAGAAUUUUAUAUCUAGAAUUUCGAAAGAUUUAAAUUUUUUUCAAAUAAAAGAAAACUACUGUACCAGA
Condylostylus longicornis is the source of this 2355-nucleotide messenger RNA. RefSeq names its product probable ATP-dependent RNA helicase DHX35. The coding region runs from base 171 to 2228 and encodes 685 amino acids. The record is from RefSeq and is a predicted model, not a curated record. NCBI's taxonomy places the organism in Eukaryota, Metazoa, Arthropoda, Insecta, Diptera, Dolichopodidae. The transcript is spliced from 6 exons. Gene Ontology annotation, molecular function: RNA binding; ATP hydrolysis activity. Gene Ontology annotation, cellular component: catalytic step 2 spliceosome; intracellular anatomical structure.